AAUCACAAUUUCGUGUCAUCAAAAAAUGUCAAAAUCCAUAGUUAAUUUAUAAAAAUAAAAUGAUUAAAAAUUUUUUAAAAAAUUAAAACACUUUAAAUAAUUAAAAUUAAUAAAAUAAAUAAUCAAUGCUUAAUAUUCAAAUUUGUGCUUCACCUGAAGAAGCUGUUUUAUUGCUUGUAUCAUUGUCAUCUUGGUUAUGUGUUUGUCGAUGGAUUUUUCAAUACAACAUGCAAAAUUACGAGGUUCGAAACUCAUUGGUUAUUUAUUACGUUAUCAUAACAUUUUUGAAUAUGAUUUUUCUGGGACAUUUUAAAAUUGGAAAUCCUUGUUCAAUUGAAUAAAAAAAAAAAAAAAACAAUUAAAAAUAAUUUUAAUUAUUUAAAAAAUUACUCAAUUUUCCCACUGAUUUUAUUAUUAUUUUAUAAUACAACUGUAAGAUGUCUCGUGUGUCGAUGAUAAAAAAGAGAGAAAAAAAAAAAAAAUAAUAAUAAUCGCAGCCAUCGUGUGUUGUAGAAAAAUUUCGCUCCGGCUUGUUGAUUUGUAAUAAUUAAAUAAAUUAUUAAAAUUAAAAUAACAACAUGAUGAACACACUGAGAAUGGUUUCCCAGAGGAGGAUGCACCAGUUGAGACAAUUUCAUAAUUGUAUGACAUAUUGUGAGGCAGCAGUUGCACCAGCAGCUGUAGAAAAAUUAAGCAUUCCUUUACCGGAAAGUGUUGACAAACCAAUUAGUCCAAAAAUCGAAAAAUUAGCACAAGAAAUAACAACUUUAAAUCUCAUUGAGGUUUCUGAAUUGAGUGAUCUUUUGAAAAAAAGACUCAAUCUUCCUGAUGCACCUGUCAUGCCAAUGGGUGGAAUGGUCAUGGCUAAAACUGAUGAGGAAGCUGUUCCUGAACGUGUUAAAACAUCAUUCACAGUUAAAUUGACAAAAUUCGAUGAUAAACAAAAAGUUGCACUAAUCAAAGAAAUUAAAACUCUUAUACCAGGAAUGAAUCUUGUCCAGGCAAAGAAAUUUGUCGAGAGUGCACCAACAGAUGUAAAAUCAGAUGUAUCAAAAGAAGAAGCUGAACAACUUAAAGCAGCAAUUGUCAAAGUUGGAGGUGAAGUUGAAAUUGUAUAAAUAACUAUUAAGAAAAAUUAACGACAAAAAAAAAAAGGAUUAAACUAAAAUCCACUGUUGCUUUCUACAUUUUAAUAAUUCUUUGUUAUUUUAAAAAAAAUAAACAAGUCAAAAAUAAUAAAUAAU
This is a messenger RNA of Aphidius gifuensis, 1244 nucleotides long. RefSeq names its product 39S ribosomal protein L12, mitochondrial (gene mRpL12). The coding region runs from base 579 to 1118 and encodes 179 amino acids. Lineage: Eukaryota; Metazoa; Arthropoda; Insecta; Hymenoptera; Braconidae. Gene Ontology annotation, biological process: mitochondrial transcription; translation. Gene Ontology annotation, molecular function: structural constituent of ribosome. The transcript has 5 exons. The record is from RefSeq and is a predicted model, not a curated record. Gene Ontology annotation, cellular component: mitochondrial large ribosomal subunit; ribosome.